CAAAUGCCCUUGCUGACAGUGCUCUCAGGAGCGUCUUGGUCUCUUCAGCCACAGGGUCCCUCGCCAGCUAUGUGGUAACCAGAGCUGAGACGCAGAAAUGCUCUGAUUUCUGGAUUUACCUGGAGACAGGCAAGUCACCACAGGAACUCGCCGUGGCUGGUAGGGUGCCUCAGGCUGCAGAGAAUCUGCCCAGCCCAGAGGACAGAGAGAGCGUGGCACCACCAGUGAAGAGGAACAAGUAUGGGGAUGUUGUGGAGUAG
Molecule: messenger RNA, 260 nt
Organism: Leptosomus discolor (cuckoo roller)
Lineage: Eukaryota; Metazoa; Chordata; Aves; Leptosomiformes; Leptosomidae
Source: RefSeq, a predicted model, not a curated record